Molecule: messenger RNA, 3523 nt
Organism: Coregonus clupeaformis (lake whitefish)
Lineage: Eukaryota; Metazoa; Chordata; Actinopteri; Salmoniformes; Salmonidae
Product: WD repeat-containing protein 37
Exons: 15
Coding region: 238-1725 (495 amino acids)
Cellular component (GO): preribosome, large subunit precursor
Molecular function (GO): protein binding
Source: RefSeq, a predicted model, not a curated record
GCCUGGAUGAAACGACAAGGCCAGUCAGUCAGCUGCUAUCAGUUUGACAGUGGGUAGCUACAUAGACGGUCAAAAGAAGGGUAGUUAGACGUCAACAAGAAUCUCAGUAAAUAUUUUUUCUCGUAGAAAAUGGCAAAAUGGUCUAUCGCAGAAUAAAUUUCAGAGCAACUUGUAACAAAUACUUGAAUUUGUAGUCUUGUAUUUUCACAUAGGAAGGUUGGGGGUCUAUGAGGAGGGAUGCCUGUCGAAAGUGGAAGCAGUGCAGCCUCUCGCCAGGCCAAGCAGAAGCGCAAGUCCCACAGUCUGUCCAUCCGCCGGACCAACAGCACCGAGCAGGAGCGCUCAGGUUUACAGAGGGAGAUGUUGGAGGGACAGGAUUCCAAACUGCCAUUGUCUUUGAGGAGCAAUCUUUUGGACCUGUUUGGCCAGAUCGAGAGGGAGUUUGAAAACCUCUACAUUGAAAACAUUGAGUUGCGUAGAGAGAUUGAAACCCUGAACGAUCGUUUGACAGCUGAAGGACAAACCAUCGAUGGGGGAGACUUGACAAAGGGGGCACUUAAAACAAAAGCAAGUCAUAGCACAAGUCAACUUUCACAAAAACUGAAGACCACUUAUAAGGCAUCUACAAGCAAGAUAGUCUCCAGUUUUAAAGCCACCACGUCCAGAGCCGUGUGCCAGCUGGUCAAGGAGUAUGUAGGCCACAGGGAUGGCAUAUGGGACCUGAGUGUCACCAGGACACAGCCCGUGGUGCUGGGCACAGCGUCGGCAGAUCACAGUGCCAUGCUAUGGAGCAUCGAGACCGGAAAGUGCCUCCUGAAGUAUGUGGGUCAUGCAGGAUCAGUUAACUCUAUCAAGUUCCAUCCCACGGAACAAAUGGCUCUUACAGCAUCUGGUGACCAGACAGCCCAUAUCUGGAGAUACAUGGUGCAGUUGCCCACCCCACAGCCUGUAGCUGACAUCAGUCAGACGCCCUGUGACGACGACAUAGACUUCUCAGAUAAGGAUGAGGCUGACGGGGACGGUGACGGCCCUAACGAGUGUCCCUCCAUCCGCAUGGCUUCCACUACCCUCAGGAGCCACCAGGGGGUUGUCAUCGCUGCAGACUGGCUGGUGGGGGGCAAGCAGGUGGUCACCGCCUCCUGGGACCGGGCUGCCAACCUGUACGACGUGGAGACAUCUGAGCUCGUCCACUCUCUCACUGGCCACGACCAGGAGCUGACCCAUUGCUGUACCCACCCCACCCAGCGUCUGGUGGUCACCUCGUCCAGAGACACCACCUUCCGUCUGUGGGACUUCAGAGACCCCUCCAUCCACUCUGUCAACGUGUUCCAGGGACACACCGACACGGUGACGUCAGCAGUGUUCACUGUGGGGGACAACGUGGUGUCUGGGAGUGACGACCGCACCGUCAAGGUCUGGGACCUCAAGAACAUGAGGUCACCCAUAGCAACCAUCCGCACAGACUCUGCAGUCAAUAGGAUAAGCGUGUCGGUGAAUCAAAGAAUCAUUGCUCUUCCUCACGACAAUCGACAAGUUCGGCUGUUUGACAUGUCAGGAGUGCGGCUGGCUCGACUCCCACACAGCAACAGACAGGGCCACCGGCGCAUGGUGUGCUGCUCAGCUUGGUGUGAGGACAACUCCUCCUGUAACCUGUUCAGUUGUGGCUUCGACCGGCAGGCCAUUGGAUGGAACAUCAACAUCUCAGCUCUGCUGCAGGAGAAGUGAGCCCAGCCCAGACAGAGUCAGCCCUGAGCCAUCCGCCUGGCCCAUCUGCUCACUGAGCCCCAUCUUAAGAGCUGAUCAGUCAGACGCCCCCACUCUCGGGCAGGGAGGGGAGAAGAUCGAUCGAGGACCACUCUCUCUCUCUUUGUGUCAAGUCUUCAUGUUCUUCUCACACUCCAAAUGUGGUCACAGUCUGGUCUGCAUGGUCUGAAUAUACAUACUGUACUACGUGUGUGUGGGGUUUUUUCAAACUUGCCCAUGUAUGUACAAAAAAUGUGAAGGACUACACUCAGCUUUGUUGUAGGGCUUGUUUUGAUCAAUUUAGUCAUCACUUUCCUGCUGAAGAUAAAGAGCACAGUGACAUAAAGAAGGUACGGGGGGAGCGUAAUGUUGUCACCCUAAUCUUCAGUUCAGCACAGGUUGGGCCCACUUGAUGGUGUAGACUCGAUGAUAAUGAGCAGCAUUUCAUGGAGACUUGUGUUAGUAUUGAAAUGCCACACAUCUGCUUUCGAACCCACCUUAAUCGCUCAGAUGUACAGCUAGCCAAGCUACUGCAUAUCUCUGUGCCAUUUCGGCAGAGCCAUACUUUGACAAGGUUUACAGGUCCAUGCCCAUUUAUUGGUGAUCAACUGAGCACUGAAUAAGGAACAUGCAGAGCUGCUACAGAACAGUUUUCAUGUGGCUCUGUCAUGCACCUUUUAAAACCAAUAGAUGUUUAAAUUUUAUUUUGUUGUUAAAAACUGUUUUAGCCUAAAUACCAUUGCAGCUUUUGUACAGACUUGACAGAAUCCUACUCCGAGUCCUAGACAGUAUGUUGUACCAGUGGAAUAAGUUGUGUAAACACCCCAUGUUUAGAGGUCAAGGUUGAUCAUCUUCACCAAUUUAAUAGGCACUUCAUUCGUGUGUAAUAAUCAUAAAUGAGUCUUAGAAAGUAAGAUGUUAUGAAAUUGCUGUUAGAUAUAGAGUUUACAAACAAUAGUAACAUGUGAAGUGUUUCUUAGAAGUAGUCAGUAUUGAAAAGCUGUUACAGGGAUAUAUAGGUCAGUCAUUUGUUACCACGUGGUACUUCCUUGCGUAAGUAAGUGGGAUCUCUAAGAGCAUUCUAAUGCAAUAGCUGUAACAUGCUUGGUGUGCUCCGUGAUCAUGGUGUUAAUGUCUGCUGCCAAAACGACAAACUGCAUAGAAAACUAAAAGAAGAAGAGAUUUAUGUGUUUGGGGUAACAGUGUGAUGUCAUAAAGUAGCUGUGUCUGUUUUUAGAGAAAGAUAAUCAAUGGUGGGCUUGAAAACAUUUUGAGUGUAAUUGUCUGUGAGAGUCACUUGACAGGCAGCACAGUUGACUUAGUAACCAACAAAUUAUACAAAAUGAUGUAUCUGUAUCUCAUGAGACAAGCCAGCUUUAUUGCAGUAGUAAAUGCUUCUGUAGAGACUUUUAGAUAUGCUUUGUGUUUUGCCAACUUGUAACAAAAUAUUGAUAAAUGAUAUUUAUACAAUAAGUCAUGUUGAACAUCUGCUAUCCCGUUAUGGAAUCGUUAUUGUGACAAAAACGUGGUUCCAGGUGUAGGCCCACGGUUCAAAGUGAGCGUAACUUUCUUUCCACAAUAAAUGUCACAUCUGGAGCAAAUUAAAUGUAAUCAUCUCUAUUCAAAGUGGCCCAUUUGGCUUAAUGGUGUAUUCCUGCUGCAGAUUUUAUUAUCCUUUUAACUUUGAGGUGCUCUUUUCAUUUCCGCUAGUUCUUCAUCCUGUGCAGUUAAAAUCAGUUGGAUCUCUUAGGUUUCAUUAAAGGAUUGUUGCUUUAAUCUA